AUGAAUUUUUUUACUUCAUUUUUGUUUCUCUCUUUGAUUUCAACUCUCUCUCUUGUGGAUUCUGAAACUCUACCUGAAAAUGAAGUUUGGGCACUUACAAGCUUUAAAGAAGCUAUCUAUGAAGACCCAAAUCUAGCUCUAUCAAAUUGGAAUAUGCUAGAAUCAGAUCUUUGUAACUGGUUUGGUGUCACUUGCACUAUUUCUGGAGAUCAUGUUAUCAAGCUAAAUAUAUCGGGUUCAUCGUUGAAGGGUUUUCUUGCGAGGGAGUUGGGGCAAAUUACCUAUUUGCAAGAACUAAUUUUGCACGGGAACAAUCUAAUUGGAACAAUACCGAAAGAAUUGUGCAUGUUGAAAUCUCUCCAGGUGUUGGAUUUGGGAAUGAAUCACUUAACUGGACCAAUUCCUACAGAGAUUGGAAAUUUAACUCUACUUGUGAACAUAAACCUGCAGUCCAACGGGUUGACUGGUAGAUUACCUCCUGAGCUUGGAAAUUUGAGAUACCUUCAAGAACUUUGGCUCGAUAGGAACAGGCUUCAAGGACCCAUUCCUGCUAGUGGCACUUAUACUUUUGCUUCAACUAUGCAUGGAAUGUAUGUUUCUGGAGAGAAUUCAACUGGCUUGUGUCGUUCACCUCAGUUAAAAUUAGCAGACUUUUCAUAUAACUUUUUAGUCGGUAGCAUACCAAAAUGCCUGGAGUAUCUUCCAAGGUUAAGCUUUCAAGGGAACUGCCUCCAGAGCAAUGAUCCAAAGCAGCGGCCUUCCACACAAUGUGGCGGUGCUUCACCUGCCAAGAGUCAGCCAGUGGCGAGCAACCAAUACCACCAAAUAGCUGAUCAUGCACGGAAGCAUCACGGAGCUUCAGAACCUACUUGGCUUUUGGCUCUAGAAAUAGUAGCAGGAACUAUGGUCGGUUCUCUCUUUCUGGUUGCGGCUCUUGCUACUGUUCAAAGAUGCAACAAUAAAUCAUCUAUUAUUAUUCCUUGGAAAAAAUCUUCCAGCCUGAAAGAUCACACUGCAGUAUAUAUAGACCCCGAUAUGUUAAAGGACGUGAGAAGGUAUAGCAGACAAGAGCUUGAAGAGGCGUGUGAAGACUUCAGCAACAUAAUUGGGUCCUCACCGGACAGUGUAGUCUACAAGGGAACCAUGAAAAGUGGGCCUGAGAUCGCUGUAAUUUCUCUCUGCAUCAAGGAGGAGAGUUGGACAGGAUAUCUGGAACUCUACUUCCAGAGAGAGGUGGCAGAAUUGGCAAAGUUAGAUCACGAGAAUACUGGAAAACUACUGGGAUAUUGUAGAGAGAGCAAUCCAUUUUCAAGGAUGUUGGUUUUUGAUUAUGCCUCAAAUGGGACACUUCACGAGCAUUUACAUUGUUAUGAAGAAGGAUGCCAGUUCUCCUGGACACGGCGUAUGAAAAUUGUCAUAGGCAUUGCGCGUGGACUCAAGUAUUUGCACACAGAAGUUGAACCUCCGUUCACUAUCUCAGAGCUGAAUUCUAGUGCUGUAUACCUUACAGAAGAAUUUUCCCCUAAGUUGGUUGAUUUUGAAAGUUGGAAGACAAUUCUUGAAAGAUCAGAAAAGAAUUCCGGUACUAUUAGUAGCCAAGGUGCUGUUUGUGUUCUUCCAAACUCCCUUGAGGCACGCCAUCUUGAUACCAAAGGAAACGUACACGCUUUUGGAGUACUUCUUCUAGAGAUAAUCAGUGGGCGGCUUCCACACUGUAAGGAGAAAGGUUAUUUGGUAGAUUGGGCGAAAGACUAUCUUGAAAAACCAGAAGUAAUGUCACAUUUGGUGAAUCCUGAACUGAAGAAUUUUAGACACGAUGACCUCAAAGUGAUAUGCGAGGUGAUAGCUCUAUGUAUCAAUCCUGAUACAGCUGCGCGUCCAUCUAUGCGAGAAUUAUAUAGCAUGCUGGAGAGCAGAAUCGACACAUCAGUAAGCGUGGAUCUCAAGUCAUCGUCAUCUUUGGCUUGGGCUGAACUUGCACUUUUAUCAUAA
This is a messenger RNA of Lathyrus sativus (Indian pea), 1992 nucleotides long. The record is from the annotation of a GenBank genome assembly. NCBI's taxonomy places the organism in Eukaryota, Viridiplantae, Streptophyta, Magnoliopsida, Fabales, Fabaceae.